AUGGCUAAUCUUCUUGUGAUCACUAAUAUUCUUUUCUUCACCUCAUUUUUCCUAGCCACAACAAACACCAUUAACGCCCUAGCCCCCGAACGCGCCACGUCAACAUGGUUCCAUGUCAUCGAUCGGUCGGGUGGCGAGGUCUCGGCCAAGAUCCACUUCUACGUGCAAGACGUCCUCGGCGGCGAAAACCAGACUGUGUAUGAGGUUGCCCGAGCCUCGAUCACGUCGACCUCUCCCACGGGCUUCGGGCAGGUCCGCGCACUUGACGACCUUCUGACGGCCCUACCUGACCCGACCUCGGAGGAGGUCGGGCGGAUCCAGGGUUUGAUCACGUCCGCUGACCUGGCGCAGACGGCACUUGCCAUGAACCUCAACUUCUACUUCACCUCCGGGGAAAUCGCGGGUAGCACGAUCUGCAUGCUCGGGCGGAAUCAGAUAGACGACCCGACGCGCGAGCUGGCGGUGGUCGGGGGCACGGGGGUUUUUCGAUUCGCGCGCGGUUACGCGAUCACGAGGCUAUAUUCGUACGACGUGGAGACGAACCACGGCGUGCUCGAGUACACGUUGUACGUGAGGUACCCGGACGAACCGUCGGGCUGGGGGGCGAUCGAGAGUGAGUGA
Messenger RNA from Striga hermonthica, 621 nucleotides. The record is from the annotation of a GenBank genome assembly. Lineage: Eukaryota; Viridiplantae; Streptophyta; Magnoliopsida; Lamiales; Orobanchaceae.